Molecule: messenger RNA, 874 nt
Organism: Cricetulus griseus (Chinese hamster)
Lineage: Eukaryota; Metazoa; Chordata; Mammalia; Rodentia; Cricetidae
Source: RefSeq, a predicted model, not a curated record
CUGCGCCACCAACGCCCGGCUGACUUUUAUCUGGUGUCUGGCUGUAGCUGCCUACGCCAUUUGCUGCAAAUCCAGCACAGAUGGAGUCACGUUUCUUCCUGGGACGCUCAGCGUGUCCUGCUCGGAAGGAAGGAAGUGCUUUCCUCUGGUUCACGCUCAGCUCCCGAGCCCUGGGGCUCCUACAGACUUCACAUGGUGGCGAAGAGAAGGGCGGGUCUCCAUCUCAGUUCUUGAUGCUUCCCUUGUCGCUGCUCAAGACGGCGCAGAAUCACCCCAUGCUGGUGGAGCUGAAGAAUGGGGAGACAUACAAUGGGCACCUGGUGAGCUGUGACAACUGGAUGAACAUCAACCUUCGAGAGGUGAUCUGUACAUCGAGGGACGGUGACAAGUUCUGGCGAAUGCCUGAGUGCUAUAUCCGUGGCAGCACCAUCAAGUACCUGCGCAUCCCUGAUGAGAUCAUUGACAUGGUGCGGGAGGAGGCCGCCAAGGGCCGAGGGCGAGGGGGACCACAGCAGCAGAAGCAGCAGAAAGGCCGAGGCAUGGGCGGCGCUGGCCGAGGUGUGUUUGGUGGCCGGGGCCGGGGUGGCAUCCCAGGUGCGGGCCGAGGUCAAACGGAGAAGAAGCCUGGGCGGCAAGCAGGCAAGCAGUGAGGGGACACAGCCAAAGCAGAGCCCCGAGCGGUGGGCCAGCUGCCAGCGCCUUUGCAUGAAGCCCCCGGCCUUCACUGACUCAGCUUCAUGUUGGAGCCACAGGACCAGCACAUACCAGGCUGGCCUGUCUCUCCCCAGCCGACUCCACACCUCUUCUGCUAUGAAAAUAAAGGAAGCAUCUGAAGGGCCAGCUGUGCCCUCUGUCACAUGCAGCAAUUCCAGGA